AUGCCAACUAGAUAUACACGGACGACGCAGCAGCAGACAUGGGAUUCGGAAGAGAUGGAAAAAGCUAUUAGAGCUGUACGAAAUGGGGAAAUGGGCUUUCUUAAAGCUAGCACAGUCUUCGGUGUUCCCCGAUCAACGCUUAAACGGCGUGUACAAGGCAAAAACAAACAUGCUGUUGAAAAUGUUAAAAUACUGAGGUCACGACGUCCAAUUUUUAGUCCGGUACAAGAGGCACAAUUAGUACAACACAUUUUGGAACUUGAGAAUCGUUUCUACGGAUUAACAUUGCGGGAUGUAAGGAAAUUAGCCUUUCAACUAGCUGAACGCAACAAUAUAAAACACAACUUCAAUAAAGACACUCAAAUGGCUGGAAAAGCAUGGGCUUCUGAUUUUAGAAAGCGUCAUCCAGAACUGACACUGAGAAGCCCAGAAGCAACUUCUCUUGCCCGAGCACAAGGUUUCAACAAAGUAAGUGUCACGAAAUAUUUUGACCUUCUAGAAGAAGUAAGGUCUAAAACAAACUAUCCACCUCAUCGCAUUUUCAAUGUGGAUGAGUCUGGUUUCACCACUGUGCAGAGCAAGAGUUCUAAGGUACUUGCGAAAAAGGGAAAGAAGCAGGUGGGUGUCAUCACCUCUGCAAAACGAGGUGUAUUAAGCACCGUUGUAAUUUGCAUGGCCGCUGGCGGUAACUUCAUUCCACCUUUUAUUAUCUUUCCCCGGAAGAGAAUGAAGGUUGAACUUCAAGAUGGGGCACCGCCAGGAACUGGUUUUGCGUGUCAUUCGUCAGGGUGGAUGCAGUUGGACAUUUUUACGGCAUGGUUUAAGCAUUUUCUUAAAUUUGCCAAGCCAACUGAAGAUGAUCCAGCACUGCUAAUUUUGGAUGGACACAAUUCACAUACCAAGAAUUUGGAUUUCAUUGAUAUGGCACGAAGAAAUCACACGACCGUCUUGUGUCUGCCUCCACACUGCAGACAUAGACUGCAACCUUUGGACGUGUCUUUUAUGGGUCCUUUGAAUAAGUAUUACAUCCGUGCAGUUGAGAAGUAUCUUCGCAAUAACCCAGGAAGAGCCUUGACUGUGUUCCAAUUCAGCAAACUUUUUGGCGAAGCAUACAGCGAGGCAGCACAAUAA
Acanthoscelides obtectus is the source of this 1131-nucleotide messenger RNA. NCBI's taxonomy places the organism in Eukaryota, Metazoa, Arthropoda, Insecta, Coleoptera, Chrysomelidae. The record is from the annotation of a GenBank genome assembly.